Messenger RNA from Drosophila subobscura, 1396 nucleotides. RefSeq lists its product as uncharacterized. The transcript has a single exon. NCBI's taxonomy places the organism in Eukaryota, Metazoa, Arthropoda, Insecta, Diptera, Drosophilidae. The coding region runs from base 118 to 1041 and encodes 307 amino acids. The record is from RefSeq and is a predicted model, not a curated record. Gene Ontology annotation, molecular function: structural molecule activity.
UGUGCAUUCGCUUGUAAAUUCUCGAAGGGGAACACGCGUGCAAUUGAAUGAACGCAUUGAACGCUUUCAAGGUGAUUACAUAAAAGCCGAAAGCGAAUCGUUCGGGUUGAAAAAACCAUGCAGAAAGCCAUUAAGAAGGAGCUCAGCUUCUCGCUGGACACCCUGGAGCGUUAUCGGGCCAAGUACGGGCGCAGUGCAUCGCUGGACACCAACGGCCAUUCGCUGUACACAGAGAAUGAGUCUGCUUUGAGUAUAGGCGGUGUUGCGACACCGGCACCCCCACCGCCGGCCAGCAUAUUCACACGAUCCUCGUCGCCGCCGAAGCUGACCAAACUGCAGGAGCUGCAAAUGAAGAAGGAGGCGUAUCUGAGAGCUCGCGAACAUGAGAAGGAAAUGGAGCAGCUGCAUCGCACCGCAGAAAAGAGAGCCACAAAUGGAAGUAGCCUGGAAGCGGCUAUCAAGCCCAUGCCAGCCAAAGUGGGCAGCCCCACGAAGAGCACUGCCACGGCCAGUGGCACGGGCCCCGGUACGGCUGCCGCGGCGGCCACUGCCACCAAAACGCCGACACCCGCGGGCUACUCCAACUGGUCGAAUCAUCAUACAACGCUCUCCUCGCAGCCCUGGGUGGCCAUCUCCGAGCUGAUGUACUUUUGCGACAAAUACGAGUUCACGACCCUCAGCACCAGGGACCUGAAGACACACCAAGAGAUUGUGGCCGAGGUGCGGGCGCUGCUGUCGGGCAAGGCGCCGUUCGAUCAGCGCACCCGCUUUCCGGGCAACAUACACGACCCGGAGAACCUGUGGGUCUGCAUUGGGCGCUGCGCCAGUGUGGAGUAUCACCUGCAGCGCAUCAUCAGCAUCUUCCGGAAGCCCCUGAACCAACUGACGCCGGACAAGCAGCGCACCGUGCGCCAGAACUUUCAUCUGGCGGUGAGCGAGCUGCGGCUGGACAUCUCGGCGCGGAUCAGCGAGGUGCGUCUGUACGAUCGGCUGGUCUUCGAGCGGGAGUUUCGUCUGGAGUGGCAGGAGGCGGAUGCCUAGGGGCACGCGCGUGUGGUAACAAUCGACAAUAACUUUUAUUUUGCAACACUUUUCAUUUUGUUCGGUGCAUGGUGACAAAAAAUGGUUACAAAAAUACACACAGAGGGAUCAUUUCUCCAUUUAACAAUAGGAAUUGUACACAAUUCAUAGCUCUCAGCCGUGGAUUGCUCUUAAAAAAUUGCUGCGCGAAACUAAAUCUAAACGGCCGGACUGCUGCAUCCAGCGCGGGGUUAAGGAACCUGUCACAGUGCGGCUGAACUUAUUGCUUCACAAUAUACGUAAUACAAGAAACAUUUAUAUAUAUAUCUACACAUAAUAUUAAUGGUAAAAUAAAGCACUUUUGUGGUUGGGCAAA